Pomacea canaliculata is the source of this 1826-nucleotide messenger RNA. RefSeq names its product mesencephalic astrocyte-derived neurotrophic factor homolog. The coding region runs from base 225 to 794 and encodes 189 amino acids. Lineage: Eukaryota; Metazoa; Mollusca; Gastropoda; Architaenioglossa; Ampullariidae. The record is from RefSeq and is a predicted model, not a curated record. The transcript is spliced from 4 exons.
GAGGAUACUGAGAUCAAACGUUAAAUAUGACGAGUCUACAGCGGCAACGCCAGUUAUAAAACUCAUUACCUUUUCGACACGUCAUACUGUAUCUUCUACCCUGAGAAAACAGUGGAGCUAACAAAAUUUUUCACAGCAGGCUAGUUUUAAUUUAACUUUCUACUUAAAACCAACGGUUGAACGUCUGCUCAGUUUCCUGACUACACGUCAACAGUGUCACGGCGAUGGAGCGACGACUUUUGACGAUUACGUUGGCGGCGGUGGCAGUUGUUUUUUUAAUGGUGAUUGCUACAGCAGAUUCUAAAGGCGAUCCUAGGGACUGCGAAGUCUGCAUUGGAACGCUAGAAAGGUUUCUGGAGACUGUUCCUGAUGAUGAGAAGGGUGACAAAGAGAAGAUUGAGAAGAGGUUCCAGAAGUAUUGCAAAGAUGCUAAAGGAAAAGAUCAUAAGUUUUGUGUAAUGCUGGGAGCUGUUCCCAAUUCACCCACCCGCAUCUUGGACAAGAUGACCCAGCCACUCAGCUGGCGCAUGCCCCCAAGUAAAGUAUGUGAAAAGCUGAAGAAGGCUGACCAACAGAUUUGCGAGCUGCGAUAUGAAAAGCAAAUUGAUUUGACUGCAACGGAUCUGAAGAAGCUUCGGGUGAGUGAGCUUAAGAAGAUCCUUUCAGCUUGGGGCGAGGACAGCGUCUGCAAAGGAUGUGCAGAAAAGGCUGAUUUUAUUCGAGAAAUAGAACGUCUUAUGCCAAAGUAUGACCCAGAGGCUGCUAAGAAACGGAGCCAGAAGACAGAUCUUUGACCUUGAAUGGAUUUCAUAGUUUUUGUGAUGCUUUUACAAACACCCCAUUUACGUCCGACACACAAAGUUUGACUGUGAGAAUGUUUGCUACUAGGGUGAAAACAGUAUAAUGUCAGACCGCAUUGUUUGAGUGCCAUUUGAGAUCGUUCUGUAUAUAUAAAAAACAAAACAAAAAAAGGGAAAGUGGGGAUGUUGCAAGGUUGUAUCUGAUGUGGAUGUGGCAGAGAGAAACAAUGAAAGUGUAUAUUAAUUUAUCUUAUAAUACCUCUCAUUUCACAGAAGUCACGACAUGGAUCAUAAGAAAACUUUAGUUUCUAUCCUCUUGCACUUACUUAAUUUUUGUGCCAAGUAAUGGCAAAGUUAAAGAUCAAAGGAAGAAAUGUUUGACAUCUAACAUUGAGCAGGUUUUAUUUAAAGAAAAAAUAAAACAGCUGGGACAAUCCUUAAUUUGAGCAGGAUCUUUGUACAGUUGCUUAGUGUAUCUGUGUUCCAAUAUGUUAUGAAAUAUUUUUGUUAUGUGCCGGUUGAAAGAAAACAACAAUGUUACACUACUAUGAUGAAAAAUGUUAAGUGAAUAAACAAAGGCAAAAAGUAAACGUGAUGUAAUCUUUUCUGUUUGCCCAAGACAUUGUCAAUAUAUCUUGCAUAUAGAUGUGGGCUCAUAUAUAGGUUAACUGCUGCGAGAUGCAUUCACAGAACUCGGGUAACUGUCCAUAUGAUUUCCACUUGCCUAAUCUUGGCUAAUUUAGAACAUUCAGCACUAAACAUUGACUGAGCUGAAAAGAAAACAUUUAAUGGAAGUGAUUGGCAGUACAUUCAAGAAGAUUGACUUCUAUCAACUAGACAUAAUAGAAUAAAGCUGUGAAAGCAAUAACUCACAGGGUCAUUUUUUAGUUUUGUGGUUGAAGCAAUCCAAACUGAACUUGUGAGUGGAGUAAAAACGAAACAGGAAAACUGUUAAUAUAAGUUGUGUUUGUUGAUUACUUUAACUUGCCUUUUGAUCUUAAUAAACUCCAAAUUCUGAACUGUAAA